Messenger RNA from Felis catus (domestic cat), 5294 nucleotides. It is a transcript of the gene PRAG1, whose product is annotated as PEAK1 related, kinase-activating pseudokinase 1. Gene Ontology annotation, molecular function: protein kinase activity; ATP binding. The transcript is spliced from 8 exons. Lineage: Eukaryota; Metazoa; Chordata; Mammalia; Carnivora; Felidae. Bases 918 to 5123 code for a protein of 1401 amino acids. The record is from RefSeq and is a predicted model, not a curated record. Gene Ontology annotation, biological process: protein phosphorylation.
CUGGCCCGCGGUGGCCGGUGGGUAACGGAGACCUGCAAAGCGAAACUGCCGACUGGGAAGGGGGAACUACUGCCCUUGGGCCACCACGGCUUUCUGAGCGUAAUGGGCGUCCUCCAGGGCAGGAUUCCAAAUGCACCGUGGGUCCUGCUUGUUGGACUGGGGCACGUCCAGAGCCAAGAGCGAGGGCUCCAAUUUGGAAUGGAGGAGCACAUGGAAGGAAGGCUGCCCCGGCCAGCUGGAGUGCCAGCAGGUCUGAGGGACUCUAUGCAGCUGGCUGACAUGUCCCGGAUACCAUGUUCCUGACACCUAAUGGUUUCUUCAUGUGAAGGGGGCCAUGGUCAGCAGCAGCUCUGAAGGCACACCCUGUUAACAAGAAUGGGAAGAGACCGUAUAUACGUGCCAGGCACCAUCCUGGGCACUUCAAAGUCCACAAGUCAAGAAGAAAGAGAAAAAAGCAUUCUCCACUGCAAAUUUAGAGAAUCCACAGACAGAGUCUACAGUGGGCCGAUGUAAGUCAUGUCCCCACCACUAGAGCAAUUGCUGGGUCAAGAACCAGUGGAGCAACCGCCAGACGUGGACAUCUGACUACACACUGGUUGAAAACAUCAAGUCAGUGUUAACCUUGCUGCACGAAGAUGCUGCAGGCAUGGUCCCCCAGGAAGAGGAGCCUCAUUCUCAUUCGGCUUCAGAAGGGCACUAAAAGCACGUCAACUGAGUGAGUUUGGUUGCCCUCUUUCUACGCCUGGACUGCAACUCAAGAAGACUCUAGGGUAAUGCAGCCAUCCUCUGGCCGCGUGGAUCUCUGAUCAGGCAGAUCCCUGCCAUUCCCGGGAGCUGCUCAGUGCCCCGCAUCUGCCUCCCAUAAGACCGCGCCAGAGAGCUGGGCACAAGAUGAGCCAGCACACUGUCUGCUCAAGAUGCACCAGACCGUCCGACUGAGCCCCGCGAGCCCAAAAAUGUCUGCGUGCAGUGACUUUGUGGAGCACAUCUGGAAGCCCGGGUCCUGCAAGAACUGCUUCUGCCUGAGGAGUGACCACCAGCUGGCACCUGGCCAUCCCCAGCCUCGAGCAGGCAGCCUGCCUCCUCCACCUCGCCUGCCCCCCAGGGCGGAGACCUGCCGCCAGGAAGAUGACGCUGUGAACAGCUCCCCCUACUCCAAGCCCACCAUCGCCGUGAAGCCCACCAUGAUGAGCUCAGACGCCUCUGACGUGUGGACAGAGGCGAACCUGAGCGCCGAAGUCUCGCAGGUCAUCUGGAGACGAGCCCCCGGCAAGCUCCCCCUCCCGAAGCAGGACGACGUGCCGAUAGUUUACCUGGGCAGCUUCCGUGGCGUCCAGAAGCCUGCCGGGCCCUCCGUCUCCGCAGAUGGCCACUCUCGCUGCCCCCCUGCGUAUGCCAUGGUUGGUCUGCACAGCCUCGAGGCCCGGGGGGAGCGGAGCACUGCCUUCCACCCAGUGAGUUUCCCCAAUGAGAAGGGGGGGCGAGAAGAUAAACCCGUGUUUCCCUACCAGGAACUGACCUCCACUCAGGAGAGCUUCCGCCAGAAAGUGGCUGCCUUUGCCGGGAUGACAUCUGGCUGUCACAAGGGCGCGGGGCCCUGCCCCUCUCCACAGCCGCUGCGGGAGUCCCUGGCCUCGGAGGAUGACAGCGAUCAAAGGUGCUCGCCUUCAGGGGACAGCGAAGGGGGGGAAUACUGCUCCAUCCUGGAUUGUUGCCCCGGGAGCCCCACGGCCACGGCCACCUCACAGGCUGCGAGUUCUCGGUGCAGGCCUGGCGGAGGGGACUGCCCAGCAGUGUGCUGGGGGCAGGCAGUGUGUGCGGGGUCCACUGAGGAGCAGAAGCAUGUUGUGAGCUUCCCGAGGGAGUGCUGUAGCCAGGGCCCCGCGGAGAACCCUCCCCGCCUGGGUCCCAAGAAGCUGUCCCUGCCCUCAGAGGCGGCCGGUUCUUCAGACGGCCUCUCCUGUGGGAGUCCCAGCAGCGGGGCCAGCAGCCCCUUCGCCCCCCAUCUUGAGAGUGAUUACUGCUCCCUCAUGAAGGAACCUGUGCCAGGGAAGCAGCAGGACGCUGGCUCGAACAGGUGCCUUGGACUGACUGGGGAGCCCCAGCCUCCAGCCCACCCCAGGGAGGCUGUACAGCCUGAACCCAUCUAUGCUGAGAGCACCAAGAGGAAGAAGGCGGUUCCAGCGCCUUCUAAGCCACAGGCCACAGCGGAACACGCAGCAGCAGCUGCUCGGGGCCAGGGCCAGGUACGGACAGCUAAUGCCUGGGCUCCGAAAGCACCAUCUGGCUGGGGCCGGGACAGGGAAGGCCCAGAUAAGGUUCCCCAGGUGGCAGCCACCAUCACGGUCAUGGCAGCCCAUCCGGAAGAGGACCGCCGGACGAUCUACCUGAGCAGCCCCGACUCUGCAGUGGGGGUGCAGUGGCCACGCGGGCCCCUGAGCCAGGACUCAGAGGCAGGUGAAGAGGAGACUUCAGCUGGCCAGGGGCUGAGCUCCAGAGACAGCCACCGCCCCGACGCGAGUGAGAACACACCCAAGGGGAAGCCUGCCAUUCCCCCCAAGCUUUCCAAGAGUAGCCCCGGAGGGUCCCCAGUGUCGCCAUCUGCCUCCCCACUCUCUGACCUCAGCGAGGGGAGCACUGGGGGUGGUCCUGGACCCCAGGCUUUAGCCGGGGGCCCCACUGACUCUGCCUCCUCCUGCCGGGCCAAUGGCGUCGCCACCAAUGACUCUGUCUGGUGCCACCCACCUGCCGCCACUGCCUCAGCCUUGGACCAGCGGCGGCCCCGGUACCAGACUGGGGCCUGGAGUCGUCAGUGCCGGAUAGAGGAAGAGGAGGAGGUGGAGCAGGAGUUGUUGAGUCAAAGCUGGGGACGAGAGAUGGAAAACAGCAGCGCCACAGACCCCUCAAACUCCUCUGCCUGGCACCGUCUCCGCCCCACAGACGGCUCCUCUGGGCAGAGCAGCAAAGUCGGGACCGGGAUGAGCAAAUCGGCCUCUUUUGCCUUUGAGUUCCCCAAGGACAGAAGUGGGAUUGAAGUGUUCUCACCUCCUCCACCGCCUCCAAAGUCGAGGCAUCUUUUAAAGAUGAACAAGAGUAGCUCUGAUUUGGAAAAAGUGAGCCAGGGCUCCGCAGAGAGCCUCAGCCCUCCCUGCAGAGGCGUCCACGUCGGCUUCACCACGGGUUCCACGGACAGCCUGGCCUCGGACUCCAGGACCUGCAGUGAUGGAGGCCCUUCCUCUGAGCCAGCGCACUCCCCCACCAGCAGCGGGAAGAAACUCUUUGCUCCUGUUCCAUUUCCUUCGGGCUCCACUGAGGAUGUGUCCCCCAGCGGCCCCCUACAGCCCCCGCCUCUCCCCCAGAAGAAGUUAGUGAGCCGAGCGGCCUCUUCGCCUGAUGGCUUCUUCUGGACCCAAGGCUCCCCCAAGCCAAGAACAGCAAGUCCCAAGCUGAACCUCAGCCACUCGGAAACCAACGUCUGUGCCCACGAAGAGUCCCACUUCAGCUACUCCUCGAGCCCCGGGAGCCGCCACCAUCAUAUCUUCUCCUCUUCUGAGCCCCUGGAGAAAACUUUCAAAGGCAACGGCCACUGGGUGCCGGCACCAGGGCUGGCGGGCGGCCAGAGCGGCUUCGGGAGCCCCAGCCUCCAGUGCAAAGGGGUCCCCUCGGCCUCCCAGCUGAGCGUGUCCAGCCAGGCCUCCACCGGCAGCACCCAGCUGCAGCUCCACAGCCUCCUGGGCAGCAUCAGCAGCAAGGAGGGCACCUAUGCCAAGUUGGGGGGCCUCUAUGCCCAGUCCCUGGUCCGCCUCGCAGCCAAGUGUGAGGACCUCUUCAUGGGCGGCCAGAAAAAGGAGCUGCACUUCAACGAGAAUAACUGGUCACUUUUCAAACUGACCUGUAACAGGCCCUGUUGUGACUCGGGGGACGCCAUCUAUUAUUGCGCCACCUGCUCCGAGGACCCUGGCAGCACCUAUGCGGUGAAAAUCUGCAAGACCCCUGAGCCCAAAGCAGCCCCUUACUGCAGCCCUUCUGUGCCCGUGCACUUCAACAUCCAGCAGGACUGCGGCCACUUUGUUGCCUCGGUGCCCUCCAGCAUGCUCACCUCUCCUGACGCACCCAAGGACCCUCAGCCUGCACCCCCAUCACACCCGCCUGCCCAGGAGCAGGACUGCGUGGUGGUCAUCACCCCCGAGGUGCCCCACCAGACGGCCUCUGACUUUGUGCGGGACUCCGCCUCCAGCCAUCAGUCCGAGCCUGAGGUUUACGAGCGGCGCGUGUGCUUCCUGCUCCUGCAGCUUUGCAACGGGCUGGAGCAUCUGAAGGAGCACGGGAUCAUCCACCGGGACCUGUGCCUGGAGAACCUGCUGCUGGUGCACUGCUCCCCCCAGGCCUCCCCCGGCGCCUCCCCCGCCGCCCCAUCCCCUUCCCCGGCUGGGGCUCCCGCAGCGUGCCCCUCUGCCUCUCUCGCGGCUGCCGCCCCCGUCCCCGCCCCCGCCCCCGCCUGCCAGGGGGUGCCCAGUGAGAAGUACCUGCCGCGGCUCAUCAUCAGCAACUUCCUGAAGGCCAAGCAGAAGCCAGGCGGCACCACCAACCUGCAGCAGAAGAAGAGCCAGGCCCGGCUGGCCCCCGAGAUCGUGUCUGCCUCGCAGUACCGCAAGUUCGAUGAGUUCCAGACGGGCAUCCUCAUUUAUGAGCUGCUGCACCAGCCCAACCCGUUCGAGGUGCGGGCGCGGCUGCGGGAACAGGACUACCGGCAGGAGGACCUGCCCCCGCUGCCCGCGCUGUCCCUCUACUCGCCCGGCCUGCAGCAGCUCGCGCACCUGCUGCUGGAGGCCGACCCCAUCAAGCGCAUCCGCAUCGGCGAGGCCAAGCGGGUGCUGCAGUGCCUGCUGUGGGGGCCGCGGCGGGAGCUGGUGGAGCAGCCGGGCACGUCGGAGGAGGUGCUGUGCGGCACGCUGCACAACUGGAUCGACAUGAAGCGCGCCCUGAUGAUGAUGAAGUUUGCCGAGCGGGCGGCGGACCGCAGGCGCGGGGUGGAGCUGGAGGACUGGCUGUGCUGCCAGUAUCUGGCGGCGGCCGAGCCGGGGGCGCUCCUCCAGUCCCUGAAGCUCCUGCAGCUUCUGUGAGCGCGGCCCCCCAGCCCCGCCCUUCAGCCGCCCGCGCCUCCUCCCCACCCCACCCCCACCCCCACCCCUUGCACCCUGCCUGGCCUUGGGAACAUCUGUCUCCCCUGGGAAAUGGUACAAACGACUGUCAUACUUGGAUGUAAUAUAUAUAUAAAAUAUCUAAAUAAGAAA